UGCCGGGCCUACGUGGUGACGUCAUUACGCCGCGACGCGGUGACGUCCUCCGUCUCCAGGGGUAACGAGGCGAGUAACAACGAUGGCGUCCAACCCGUCUGUGUUUCUCGUGAUGGCGAGCGGGCAGAUAGAAGGCGGGGAGUUCCCAGAGUUCGACGACCUCUACUGCAAGUACUGCUUUGUGUACGGCCACGACUGGGCACCGACCGCCGGCCUUGAGGAAGGCAUCUCACAGAUCACGUCCAAGAGCAUGGACAGACGCCAAGCCUUCGUGUGGAACUUCCCCCUGGACAUCACCUUCAAGAGCACCAACCCCUUCGGCUGGCCACAGUUGGUGCUGAGCGUCUACGGGCCCGACGUGUUCGGCAACGAUGUGGUGCGUGGGUACGGAGCCGUGCACCUGCCCAUCGCGCCGGGACGGCACGAAAGAACUAUCCCAAUGUUUGUUCCCGAGUCAAGCUCAAGACUCCAGCAGUUUAUGAGCUGGCUGCGAGGCAGGCGACCAGAAUACACGGACCCCAAGGUGGUGGCUCGAGGAGAGGGCAGGGAAGUGACGCGCGUGCGAUCGCAGGGAUACAUUCACGUCGUCUUCAACAUCGUCACCAAGGACUUGCGGAAACUCGGCUACGAGACGGUGGCGGCAUCGGCGUCAGACGUCCACCACGCCGCACGCUCGACGCCGUGACCGCCGCCAAAGCUUAGGGGGCACGACUUGAAGCGGAAACCGAGCUAACGGCAACCCCCAUAACAAUCACCCCACUGGGCCUCCCCCAGAUAAGGGGAACCCGCCCGUUUGCGACAGUGCGCACCACCCUCCUGCCGUUAAGUGCCAAUCGGACGGAUGUCAAGAGAUUCAUCGUUCGCUCUGAAACGUACGGAUGUCGUAGAGAGAUGAGUUUCAAAAGCGACGUAUUCUGAUGCUGCGUCACCGCCACUUGCGGUGAGAAAAGAGCCGAAGUGAUGUCAUGCCGCUUCCUGCGACAUGUGACACCAUUUCCUGUGACGUCAUGGGUAUGUAGUCACUUCGUGUGGCGCGAUGUUUUUUUUCGCAAUCCGUCACAAUGUUUUAUUUUUACAGAGAGUCCAAAAUUCCAUAUGUAGCCCCGAUAAUUGGAACUUUUUGGGAUUAUUCUCAAAAUCUUGAACACAUUCCGACGAUGUAGCCGUUCACCUUCUCGACCAAGCGAUGAAGCGCGGAGAGAUGCGGGUGUCACAAUUCAAACGUAUACUUUUUUACAUAUAUUUCUUUUACAUUUGUGGUGUGACAAAAUCUAUAAUGCUUAGUUCAGUAUCGACAUAUAUCAGUCGACGAGAACAGAUUAUACAUUCAGGGAUCCUCUUCACACAAUGUAAAAUGUAUCGCUUGAUUUCACAACAGUACUAUGUUUCAAGCCAAUGUCAUUUUUGUUAAAUAAAACAUUUGUACAUUUUCAA
This is a messenger RNA of Petromyzon marinus (sea lamprey), 1434 nucleotides long. It is a transcript of the gene B9D1, whose product is annotated as B9 domain containing 1. Gene Ontology annotation, biological process: cilium assembly. Gene Ontology annotation, cellular component: MKS complex. The record is from RefSeq and is a predicted model, not a curated record. NCBI's taxonomy places the organism in Eukaryota, Metazoa, Chordata, Hyperoartia, Petromyzontiformes, Petromyzontidae.